AUGGCCCAUCAUGCAGAGUAUCCGUUCCAAGACGAGUACGGAAACUACUAUAGGACCGCCGACGACACGCUCUGCAUGCAGGGCGAUCAUGUGAGCGAGAUGUACUUCGGCUACUCGAGCUACACGAGCAGUUCCACUUGCUCGUCGAUCAGUCCGUAUCCAGCCGUGAUGAUGACUCCAACCAGAAGAAAGAAGCCGGCGAUUGUGGAAUCGGACGUUCCGAGGGUGUCGUUCGCGUCUCUGGGCAUGCACAGAGACGAUAUUGACACCGAGAAGCUCUCCAAUUUUCUAUUGAGCGAGAUGACCGUCUGCGGCAUCAACCAAUCGACUUUUGCGGCCAAGAUCCUCGGCAGAAGCCAGGGAACCCUCUCGGAGCUGCUGAGACGUCCGAAGAAGUGGGACAUGAUCAAGAAUACCGGAAGAGUACCGUACCAAAAAAUGUUCGACUGGCUCUGCCUGGAUGACAACGAGAGAAUGCGAGCCCUGGAGGGACCGGACGUCAAGGGAAAGAGGUGAGUAAUUGAUGAUCCACUUUAGGACCAUUUGUAAUUGAAAUCGGUUCAGAAAACCGCACAAGGAGCACACGCCACGUGUCGUGUUCACGGAUAUCCAGCGGAAGACGUUGAAAACCAUCUUCGAGUCGUGCCAUGCUCCGGAGCCAGAGUACCUGCAGCAGAUUGGCGAGCAUCUGAGACUGAAGCCGCACACCGUCAACAACUUUUUCACGAAUUCGCGCCGUCGUCUGCGCGAGGGAAAGAUGAGGCCAGAGAACGAAGAGAACCAAGAGCUGAUUAAUGAAGACUGA
This is a messenger RNA of Caenorhabditis sp. 36 PRJEB53466, 805 nucleotides long. Lineage: Eukaryota; Metazoa; Nematoda; Chromadorea; Rhabditida; Rhabditidae. The record is from the annotation of a GenBank genome assembly.